Amoebophrya sp. A120 is the source of this 12562-nucleotide messenger RNA. The record is from the annotation of a GenBank genome assembly. NCBI's taxonomy places the organism in Eukaryota, Dinophyceae, Syndiniales, Amoebophryaceae.
CCAACAACGACAGUACAAAGACACUACCACCUGCGAUUUUUUCUGACGAGCAGGAACACGACACUGUAGAGUAUACAGGAGGCGCGGGAGCGGCGUUUACAAGAACUGUUGGCCCAUCUGCUCUUACUGCUGGGACAGCCCAUUCCACAGCGCAGGAACGUGAGAAGCAUGACUCGCACGAACAGCAACUGCGCUGGAACGUUGUUGGUCAGGUGGCGCUGCAAGGCGGCGAGCAGCAGCGUGGCGAGUUGCAUGCACCCGUUGGGGGCUCCUUCACUGGUAGUGCCCCUGCUCCUAAGGCAGGAGUGCGAGGUGGAGGAGAGCCCGUACAUGUGAUCGCUUCGAAGCACAAUUACACUAUCACGCAGCCGCAAUUGCCGUCGUUUGCCACCCACGUUGCAGGAGCCGCUUCAUCUGCCGCCUCCCCUCCUUCAGUGAACCUACCCGGCAGAUCCAGCACCGGGUCUAGUGUGAUGCAGCCACAAGUUCCAGCGCACGUAAAGAACAAGACGGGAAGAAAUUAUACCCCGGCAGCCGACGAAAUAGGCGAUAAGGGACUCCUUGUUGAUCCGAAGCUGCAGAAGCAUGAUAUUGCACAGAGCACCCAGACGAGCAAAGGCAACUACAUUUCUGGAGCCUCGCCACCGCGAGAAGGGGCGGCCGUAGCCGUAGCUGCCCCUCCUGCCGCGGGAAGUAGUUGCAACGCUGGUGUGGGGGGAGGUGCCGGAACAAUGGCUGCGUCUUCUUCGCCGCUCGGAGAGACCAGGGAGCAGCUCCAUCACACCAUCUCGUUGGUUGAAAAGCCGAAUCUGAGGGAGGUCAUGCGCGAGGUCGGGCGACAGUGGUUGGCAGAUCUGCAGAACGGGACAAAAUUGGACGAGAUUCCGAAGUUUUCCCCCAUCACCACCGUGUCCUGCAUGAAAACGCUGGAUGCUAAGCGGCUCAGCAUCAUGCCCACGCCCCGCACCGACGGUCUACUAGACCAACAACUGUACACCGCAAAUCUGUCUCAGAGCCAGAGGGAAGCCUUGUUGCUCUUUGAUGACGUUCCAGACGAAGAAGAGGAGGACGAACGAACCCCAUCAACAAACCGCAAGCCGGAUACUGAUACGGGAAUCGUAAACGAAGAAGACAAAGAUCUUGCUGAAAACGAAGAACACGCGGACCAGGAGGCUGGUCUAGUGCCCCCUUCUCGAACCAAAAAGCGCCUGUUUUUUCUGUCGAAGAAGGAGCUCCUGGCUCUGAUCGAAGAAGAGACUGAGACUUCCAGCUUGAGAGACGACGUGGACCUGUGCCAGGCGGAGCUUCGGCGGUUACUGUUGCUCCUCGAGACGCCCGAGGUGUACCAAGUCUGCGUCUUUAGCAAGCGCCAGGUGGCGGCUCUGAUGCGGAAGCUGUGCGUCCGAUUCGCAAAAGAAAAAGAGACAAUGGAGGGAAAGUAUUGCUUGUAAUCUGAACAAUAUCGAUAAUUGUUGGCAGCUUGUUGCUUCUGUAUCGUUCUUUUCAUGUGUGAUAGAUUCAUCUUCCUCUUGCGAACAUUUUUGCAUCAGGCGCAAAAAUGGAGGCGUUAUUCUUGCGAUCAAAUCAUGAACAAGGUUUGCCAGCUCGGUGAGGGAGUUGCAGGCGUCGCAUGAGUAUCAAAUGUAAAAAUGUCUGGGUCUGGAAGAAUGCAACUUGUCAUGCUGCAUUUGGAUUCCAGAAAAAUCUGUAUUGCAUGAGUACCAAAAGGAAUGAAAUUUUUGCAACGCGGAGAGGGCAUUUGUCAUGCGGAAUAGGCAUCAAGAAGCUCCGAAAAAAUCUGUGAUGCUAGGGCAUGCAUCACAGACAUCAGGGCUCAUGCAAAACGUGCAUGACAAGUGUCAGAAUGUUCCAGACCCAGACAUUUUUGCAUUUGAUAAUGAGUCCGCACUCGCUGCGGACAAAGAGGCGAGCAUGGAGGUUUUGCAGGAGGCGGACCAGGUAUCAAAAGAAAAAAGUUCGUCACGAUCACUCAUGGGCAUUUUUGCAAUACAAAAUUGUCUGUCAUGCGUAAAAAUGCAUCACAGCCACACUUUUUAAGGGAUUUCCUUAGUGUUUCUGCAAGACAAGGAGAAGUUGUGAUGCUCAAAAAAUUUGUAAUGCAAAACCUGCAACUUAGUGACUGUGACAAACUUUUUUCUCUCCAUACCAGGCCAUCCAGCAGAUGGCAGAAAAGAGCCACGCCCUGGAGACCCAGAACGAGACACUGCAGGGGGACAACGCCCGGCUGCAGAUGGAAAACACGCGCCUGUUAAACGACAUGGAACGCCUCAAGAAGGAAAUCCAGCAAGAAAACACGAUGUUCCUGGAGCGCAUCGGCCUGUCGCGAAAGGACAUCCACGAGGGGCUGCUGACUGGACACCGCAAACUUCUGACGGACGACGAAAUGGAACAAGCGCAAACGGCUUGGACGAAUCGCGUACACUCGGAGAAAGAGACGGAAAUGCAGCAUUUCAAGUAUAAUUGUGCCGCGGUCUACUUUCGUGUUUGCUCACGUCCGCCGCGUAUUGACACGCUUACAUCGAAGAUCAAGAAACCGCCCGCUUCAAAUUGAUACGACAAAUGAUAUACUUCCCAAAAUUAUAGGAAACACACGACUCUGCCUCUGGGUUGAUGGGCUGAUGUCAUGCUAUGGUAAAGACGAAAUAGCAACAAUCGACACCAGUAUGUAUGAAUGGUUUUCCUGAAAAUGCUUUGCUGAGGUUCCAAAUCGCACACCUCGAAGACGAGAUGAAGCGGUUGUAUGCUGGACAGCUUUCCUUUACCCGUUACCUUUUCAAAGUGAAGAGAACAAAAAGACGGUGCGCCGUGCAUGUGCAUGUGCAGUUUCAAACGCACCGGCUAGAAAAAAUCAUUCUUUUUUUUCAAUGGCCAUGACUUCCAAAAGAUAAAGAAAAAUGCGUGGAAUCUGUAAGAGAUCCGGACUACUGAGUUGAAAUGGUACUUGGGUCAAGGAAGAGUUUUCCAGAAUACGUGGAAGACCGAGUACGAUGCCCGCCUGAAGCAGUACCACGACAGCUACCAGGAGCAGGACAAGCAGAUUCAAGCGCUGGAGCAAGAGAAAGCAGAAAUCUCCAAGGCACUGGACGGCGAACAGGAGAGAGCCGCGGAGAAGGACGCACAAUUGAGUGCAGGAAAGGAGGAGUGCGAAACUUUGGAAAAGCAAAAGCACGAAGCCGACGCGGCUUUGCAGCAGAAGCUCGAGAGGAUAGCGCAACUGGAAAAAGACCUCGCAACCUCGGCAGCGGAAUCUGGACAGCGGGAGGAAGCUAUCCACGUUUUGCAGAAGGACAAGGAGGAGCUCUUGGAGGAGGAAAUCCGGAGGAAGGAAAGUUUGUCGGUGAAGGCCGCGGAGAUCUGGCAGCUUCACCAGAAACUGCAGGACGCGAAAAGGGUUUCGGAGCGCCACGAGGCAAACUACGAUGCGGCGCGCACCGACAACGCCAAGCUGCGCGAUGAACUUGCGGAUCUCGGUGAGAAGCUGGUGUCCACCAUCGAUUUUCACCUUUACAACGGUGCUUCUCCUUCAACUGGGGCCCACCCCGUGGCGCAACCACUGGAUGUUAAACCGUUCCAGCAACAGCAACUUCAGCUCGGGAAUUCAAACAGCACGUCCAGUCUGAAUAACAACGGGUCUGUCGCAGUUCCGGCGCCGAAUUCCGCCUCGUUAAAGUCCCGAGCGCAGAGUCUGCAAAACCGCGGCUCGUUGCAACCGCAGCACUUUGCGGGGGUCACGCACGCCGGGGCCAGUAGCUCAUCGCCAACGGAUUCAAAUCUGGCCUUCUACCCCUACGCAAAAAUGAAUUCGAAGAACGCGAUGAAGCUCGGGCCUGCAAAUGCAGAGCGCGAUGUUUAUGGUGCCCGAAGCGGCGCCAGUCCAACAGAAAUGGUUCUUUGAUUUGCCCGUUGACUUGUUUCGUAUUUUGUUUUUGAUGCCCAAUAGCAUACCAACCGGGAAGAGCUGUGUGAAGACAUGUAUUUCUCACUUGAUCAUCAGAAAGUUUGCGCUUCUCAUUUUCAUGUGAUAAAUGAAUUUCGAACUACUUAUGUGCUGUGGUUCAUUCUCAAUCUUAGGUGAUGGCAUCUGCCCGUGACGGCACCAGGCUAGUACGGGAAACCCAGCGGCUUCGAGGCGUUAUCCGCCUGAAGGAUUCGCAGCUGGACAGCCUGCGCCAAGACUGGCAUCGGACACUAGAAUCCGAACAGGAAGAGAAGAUUGCGCGCGCCAAGGCCACUGCGAACUUGGAAGAUUUGGAACAUUUCCUAGAAAAGUGUUUCCCAGCGGUGCUCCAAAAAGUCAUGCUGAUCCGCAGCGGGCAGGAGGCACAGAGCCUGAAUCUUCAGAAUCUCCACGACGAAGGUGCAGCACCGCCUAGUGAAGAUCUUGUGAAAACAAGAACGCGACAAGAAGGUGCCCAUGCGGAACUGCAAGCAGCCGACGAGACAGCAGCAUCACCAAAGGAACCCGAGCAGUCAACUACAGCGUACCAGCAGCUCGAAAAAGGUGGCAGAGGUGAAGACUCGGACGCGUUGCAGCAACAUGACCAGCUAUUCAGUCUCAGUGCCUCGAGUUCUGCAUCUGGGGCCGACGCGGUCGCGGAGGCGGGCCAGCACGAGCAUCAGACUGCAGCCAGCCUCUUCCCGUUCAGUCGCAUCGGGGGCCUUCUGCAAGAAAGGUUUCGGCUGAUGGCAGAGGAGCAAACUGCGAUGAGAUUAGAGUUGCAAGAAUUUCGCGAAAAAGAGAUCAAGAAGCAGCUGCAAGACCUGGACCAAGAUCUCGACUCGCGCAAAGCAAGCCCCAUUGCAUCGACGCCCGGAAUCAUGCCCGUCUUUACGGACGAUUGCACCGACCGGUCGGCCCUCCCGAUUCGGCUAAGUCUGGGCGGGCACGAGGCCGCCCGAAAGCGAACGAGGACCAUUUCGGACGAGAUGAGUUACACUUACACACAGCAGGAACUACCGCCAGUGAUCAAAGAGGGCGAAGUUUUUCCCUUCGAGGGAAUGAAGAUCUCGACCGAGGAGCAGCGUCCCCGGAGCUUCUCGGAUCACGCUGGCGCGAACUCUGCCCGGUCCGGGGGUGCGAUCGACGGCAGCAGCUUUUUCGCGUCGGCGGGCGGUCAGACCGUGGCGCCAGGAGCGCAGGCCGCAAGUGCCUCAUCGACAUCGCAGCCAGAUCGGCCGCGACAACGCACAGCCUCGUCAGAAGGAGGAGAACUGGAGCAGGCAAGAGUCCUCGUGGACAACCGCGACCGCUCACGGUAUCACUCCACUCUCUCUGCCGCCUCCCAGGACCUGCGCGCGUCCAGUCCCAUACCGAACUUGCCCGAAGAAGUGCGGGAGCGCGACGGGGACAACCCACUGGAGCAGCUGGUGCACUCGAUGUCUACAAGCACGUCGAAUCAAUAUGCGGCCGCGGCGGAGACUGCCGGAAGUAGCUCCUUUGCGUCCGGAAAAAUGCCAUCCGUCCAAGAGGACUUGAAUAAAGCUACGCUGGCACCACGAGGACCAGCAGCCGCCCUUACCCAGAGAAACGAAAACCGCAGUUUGCCUGACAUUGUCUGAUGUUAGUUCUGUGAAAUGUUUACGAUGCGUGCGUAGUGAUGGAAUUAAUUUUUGUGCCAUCGCCUACCAUAACAAAAAAAAACACAGGGUGAGUGAUCAUGUGUUGUGUGGGCACUUUUAAAAAACCGCAAAAGAUUAGCAGGAAAAUCGAGGAGCAUGCGCAUCGUGGAAGCCGCCGGGCCAGCCGCUGCGCCAAAAGUGACAAAAUGCAAAGCCGAGGGCCUUCCGGAAGUGGGUUCUUGUCCUGGACAAGACGGAGAGCGUGAGGCCGCAGAUAUCCACGCCGGGAGGUUGCCGGCCCGAAAGAUACCCAGGGCAACUUGUUGUUUGUUUUUCAGCGCGCCGCGGGUUGCUUCCUAUCGUAUAAAACAAAGCUACCGAAUUGCGAAGCUAUGGCAUGACUGCCCUCCCAAGUCCAACGGCCGCGCCGACUGUGUGGCCAGCAGGCUAGAGGGAUGGGCGUCGUACUUGCCUGCCCAUGGCAUCACGAUGCUGGCACACAGCACGUCCGGCCAGCCCCUGCAGGGGAAUCGGGGUAGAGCAGAAGCAGCACACGCAGGGGAUUGGUGUGGCUUUUGUGGCACGGUGCUCGAGUAUGGGGCAGCAAGACGGUUCUGGCAGAGGAAGGUCGAGAUGGGGUGGCGGCGGCAAGCGUCACAGGCGUGAACCCGUCUGGGGAAGGUUAUUAAUAUCGAGCGCUGAGAUUUCGGAGCCCGGAAUCUCAUGCCCUUGGCCACAAGGGCAUGAGAUUUUGGAGCAGGCGACUCUCAGGCCCUUGGCCCCAAGGGCAUGAGAUUUUGGAGCAGUCAAAAUCUCAUGCCCUCGGCACCAGGGCAUGAGAUUUCGAGGCCCGGAAUCUUAUGCCCGUGGCCACAAGGGCAUGAGAUUCGGGGGCAGACAAAAUCUCAUGCCCUCGGCACCAGGGCAUGAGAUUUCGAAUGCGGGUCCGCAGAAGGGCAGGGCCGCCCUCGGUUUCGUCCGCGGCCCGCACGUCGGGGAACCCCCGCUGCAGCGGGUCCCCUUCUAGCGGCUCUUGGGCGCGAGGCCUUUUGGGGGUUUCCGUGUUUCUCGUUCCUGUUCGGGGACGUGGGCAUGUGCCCGCACGUUGCGCAAGCCCUCCCCGGCUUCCUUCGAUGUGCUCCCGUUGGGCUCCGGGCGCGUUUUUCUAUUACCCUGCCCAACGCGUAGCACGCCCUUACAGGGCGUGCUGUAAGGUGGCACCACGAGGACCAGCAGCCGCCCUUACAAUGCCUUUGCCCAACAUUUGCCCCAACAUUUGGUGCAAAUGCCAUUUGGUGCAUUUGCCCAACAUUUGCCCCACAUUCGCAGGAGCUUGGGGGGUUGUGUUUCAUUUUUCGCAAGAAAUACGCCAAACCGCCCUGCACGGAGGCGGCCCCCAAAUUGCCCCGCAGGUCCCAGGCGUUCCGGGGGAACUUUGCCCGCUCUCUUGUCUUUUGAGCGCUGGCCAGGUUCUGCGUGCGCGCGAUAGAUUUGGGCACCUUGUGCCAGGAAAGUGCCCAAAUCUUGAAGCUUAGCACCCCCGCGAGGCUGUUGGCCUGCCGCGGGCCCUUUGUGCAAGCCGAGACGCUGGCCAUUGGGGUCGACGUGGCCGCCGCUCUCUCGUCUGCUGGGCGCCGGCCAGGUUCUGUGCAAGAUUUGGGCACCUUUUGCCAGGAAAGUGCCAACGUCUUGAAUAUUAGCAAUCCCGCGAGGCUGUUGGCCUGCCGCGGGCCCUUUGUGCAGUGCAAGCCGAGGCGUUGGCCACUGGGGUCGACGCGGCCGCCGCUCUCUUCCGCAUGCUAUAACGCAACCCCAAAAAGAAGCAGCUUUUUGCUUCUUUCAAGGUCCCCGGUCUGUAUCUGCCGCCCGGGCAGAACCGCUGGACGCCAAUCACGACGGCACGGCGCCGCAUCAGAAAGCUGCUUGCUUUUGUCACAAAACUGAAUCCGCCUUCUACGGCGGUCCUCGCGGGCCACGCCCGUGAGCCAUUCCGCAUGCUAUGGCGCAUCCCAUAAAAAUACAACUUUUCGCCUUCCCACUCUGUAUCUGCCGCCCGGGCAAAUGCAUUUUCCGCAAAACACACUUGCACGGCACACAUUUUUUUGUUUUGUCUUUUUCAAAUGUUUUCAAAAGAAACAUUUGAAGUUUUUUGCUUUGCAUUUGCUUUGACUGUCAUUUGUUUUGAGGGUGGGGGGGUAUUUUUCAUUCUGAUAGCACCACGAGGACCAGCAGCCGCCCUUACAAAAGGGGGUCGGACUGGAACUAGCGGUCCGCCGGCGUCGCUCGUAGUGGUUGCGUCAGCGUCGGGGGCCUCCUCGUCUUCGUCGUCUUCUGCGAAAGUAGAACCGGAAAAAAUAAACCCAGCAACCACAAUGAUGUCGCGACAGGAAAGGCAAGCGCGUCCUUCCACAACCAACCCCAGUGCCAGCGCGGCGAGGAGUUACGCUCGGGCAUUCGCAAAUGCGGCGUCAAAAAACAAGGCCGUCCAAUAUCCACUGGAGGAAUACAACUUAUCCACGCUGCUUGUACGUUGUACAGGGAUCAUUUGCAACGGAUGCAAGAGCACCAACACACCUACCGUGUUCAAAGAAGCAAAAAAAAAUUGAUAUUUUACAGCUGUCCGUACAUGCGCGUACGUUGUACUUUUGCGAUGUAUUUUCAGCAGCCGAAAGCGAGACCUAAUGGAACUUCCGCCUCGCCCGAGAAGCCCGCAAGUGCGAAACUUGCGGACCAGUACACGCAAGUGCAGCCACGGUACAAAGCGGUAAAGCCAUCAGUUGACUCGGAAAAGGGUGACAGCGUCGCUGACAGUUCUGUGAACAUAUCUCAGCAGCGCGACGCCCGUAGCAGCGGUGUCCACCAGGGGCGGAAAGGAAAGCAAAAUCCGAAGCAGCAGCAGGUAUACUCUCCUCCCGCAAAGAUGCGCAAUCUACUUCAUUCAUAGUAUGUAGUGAGGUCACGAACGUUCUAUCCUAGCUGUUUUUUUGACACCUCACCUGCAAAACGACGGGCAGUUUUCAAGCGGCCGGAAGGCUUUUUUGACAUAAAAAAAUUCCAAUUAUCAAGCGGCCGGGGCUUUGAUAGCAAACAAGCCCGGUUGAAAACUAUCGACUCGCACUUGAUAAAACGACGCAGGGGAGCCGGUAAAAGGGGCGCCCUUCUGAGGCGCCCACCGCCUUGGUUUCUGGCGAUUUGGGGCGCCCAAAAAGGGGCGCCGCAAAAAUGCCAAGACGAAAAAAAGCGCGAAUCCGCAUGGUAUGGGCCCCAUUUUGGUCCACUUUUGGAGGUCGCAAAGCCGGCCACCAAAAUCGGGCAUUUGUAAGGCGGGGAGCAGGGCAAAAGUUGCGACUUUUCAUACAAAAAAACUAAAAAAAACAAUGGCCGCCAAAGUCCGAGAGCUAACCCGCAUGCUAUGGGCCCGAUUUGGGGCGCCCAAGGGGCCGGCCCGGGCGGAGGCCCUUGGGGGCCAUAGCAUGCGGGGAAGGUUUUUCAUGUCGAAACCAAAUGGAGGCCACCUCUGGAUCGAGAUUUUCAGCGACCGCCGUGCCGUCGUGCAUAACAUUACUCACGGCGGAACGGUGGGAAGGGAAGUCGCGUCGUUUUUUGGAGUGAAGACAAAAAAACCGCCAUGACCUCACUACCCCCGCUGAGGCGGCUAUUAUUGGCAUCUUGAUGAUGUAGUUCACAAUGGAAUUGUUCAUUGAGGACGAACUUGAAGUACAGGAAGGAUAAUCUUCAGGAACAUCAUGACAUUGAAAAAAACUUCUAACCGCGCACUGUUUUGGCAGGCAUCCGGAUCUUCGGCCGCCAAGCCGGCGACAGCCGUACGCAAGAGCUCCGUCACGAGCCCCGGUCGCAGCGGGGUGGAGCAUGCUGGCACAAGUGGCACCGCUACUCGACCCGGACAAGUCCGACCCUCGUCGCCGGAUUCGCCUUCCCUGGUCGAGCGUGCCAAUGAUGUUCUGCUCUCAACGGAACAACAGCCGCCGCCGUCCUCGCGCAUGCUCGUCGUGUCAGCAUCAGAAGAAGGCCAAGGAAGCGCACUACACUUGGUCUCCAAGAACGUCAGGUCGGGUGCCCAGAAUCAACAGCACGCUCUUGUUUCGGACACUAAGCCAGACGAAUACUUUGAGGCCGAAGCGCGGCAAAUGGGAUUGGGGAACAAAUCUUCUAAGAAGGCGGGCCCGCAGCCGCAUCUUCAGCAGGCCACUAGCGCCCUUCCUGGAACGAGCGCACCCAGCAAAGCGCGAAAUAGUGUUGCUCAGCACGCCGAGAUGACGAGGAACAAGUCUGGUGGCAGCAGCACAAACUUUGUGGGAGUCGGUUCGACCGCAGCCGUGAGCCGCCGUGGCGCUAGUCGAGACGUCGACAAUUCCCGACGCGCGACUCCUAGUCGAAAUGUUUCCGGUUCAUCUUACUCGAAAAGUGGCAAAGGUGCACCAGCAGGAGCAAGCCGAAGUGCUUCUCCUGCAAAGGUGGAGAACAAUGCGCUCGACGAGCAUCAUGGUCCUCUUCAACAAGACCAGCUAAUUACAGGCGGAGCGUCGAAAGCAGGCGAUCAUGCGCAGCAGGCAGCCGUCGUAGGGCCGGCACAAGUUAUUUCUGUUGGACGACAAGAUCCCCGCGCGAGUUCAUCUGCUGAACCAUCCCGGCAACGACCGAGGGCGGAGACCGGGGCCUCCUCCACAACCCAGCUGCGGAGCAACGAGGGGAGUCGGAGCCCGCCCAAAGCUCCGCGCGGAUCACCGUCAGCCGGAACUCGUGUGCGGAACAAGCUGCAAGUGGUCGAUACCACCCCACCCCUGGACGAAGUGUCCUUUAACGACGCCAUUCAAAACAUUACCUCAGAUUCCUUCAGUCGCCGGGCAGAGCUAGACCGCGAAUUGCUCCUGUCAGCCGGCGGUGCUGGGGGGAACGGAAUAAAUGUGAAUGAGAAUCAGUUGUUGUUUCCGAGGAGCAACGUCGGGACGGGAGGGUCUACAGCGAUGACCACCUACUUGGCCUCGCGGACGAAGAUUGCACAGAUGAAAUUGAAUGAUGUAGGAGCUGCAGGAGCACCAGGGAUCGCCGUCGAGCAAGAGCACGGCGCCGGGCGACUUGAGACCUGCAACAAGAAUCAGUCGAGCAGCGCUACCCUGGCUGUGCAAGAUUUGAAGACGCAGAAGUACCUGCAGAAUGUCGAUUUCAACCCGAUUUCUCUCGCCCGCAUGCAUCUAGACAACGAGCUUUCGAAUUCCAAGGCCACAACGGAUCCCGCUGCGCAUCCGCACCAGCCAUUUUCCCGGCGCGCCAUUUCCCAGCCACCGCCAGUGCUCGUCCCCACUAACUCAUCGCAGCGCGGAGGCUACCACUACGAUCCGGCGGGCCAACAUCAAGCUCACACUGCUUCCCUGUCGCAGAUCUAUCUGCCGUCGGAAAGGGUUCUUGCAAAAGACUACGACCAGCCGCCUCGCAGUUCCGGCGGCCAACAGUUUAUUGUGCAGAACAGAAGCGGGGGUGAGCAUUUCGGUCCAGUGAACAUGCAGCAGAGCUAUGCGCCGCCUCGUGGCAUGAUGAGCCAGCACGGGGGCUACCCUCCCGAAGGUGCUCCGUACGAUCUCUUGCCGCCACCGCCUGGUGCGGGCGGGGUACCGUUGACAACUUCUGCCUCAAUGGGCAAGUAUCUUCCAAACUCCUACGCCGGUGCGAUGAACUCCGCGCAGCUGCACCACCACCGGCAUUCCCUACCUGCGCGCACGGAGCAAGAGCAGUAUCAUCACGGGAGCUACACUGCUGGGCCACUGGCCCCGCCAAGCGGACAGAACAACAUCCGCGCGGCGGUCGUCCACCAGCAGCCCGCGCCGCGACGAAACGCCGAGCAGCGGCAGCGCAGCGAGGAUGUCGCUCUAAUGCAGCAGAGCGAUCACCACGCCAUGAACCUCCCACUGUGGGCGACUCACGUGCCGGUCUCGGAGCACCGGCCGUUCGGAACAAGUGCCGCAAAUAACGGGACGUCGAGCUACGGCUACAACAUGAACCCGUCAAGGUCCGUGCCACACCCCUCGACGAAUGUUGUUCUGUACGAAGUAGAUUCAGCUAGUCAACAAGUGUUUCGGGGCACACCAAGUAGGGCAGUGGUAGACCAUGCUACUGGAAGAGGAACUGGGAUCCUUCCGCCAGAGAACCGAUUACAUUACGAUGUCACAACUCUGAACAUACAACCACCUCCAGCUGGAGUAGCUGCUCCAGGGUACUACCACGACUUUCGCAGACAAGACGGUGGUCGUAUUCAUGACGCAUACAAUCAUCUGAAUUAUGAUCCUUCGAGUCGACAACGUCAGCAACAUCCAAAUGGUCCUCAUUAUUACAACGAAGAGAAGCUCCACAAUCAUCUUCCAAACCACCCUAUGGAUUAUCCGCACCUCCUCAACAAUGCCCCCCACCAGCAGCCUCAGCAUCCGCAGUCGAUGCAGCAAGAGGGAGCGCAAAACCAGCCGUCAAGCUCGUCUCGUGUGCAGCUAGCACAGGAAGUUUCUCUGAUGAAGGCUGCCAAGGACUUCUCGCUUGAGGAGCAACGUCGUAACCCAAAAGCCGCCACUGGUGCGCUGCCGUCCACGGCAAUGAUGGGAGCCUCGCGCGGCAACGGUCGCCACGCGAAACGAAGUAGAGGGGCUGACAGCAAGCCGGCUGGGGGGCCAACUACAUUUGGCUCGGCCCAGCGGAAGCCCUUCGUGUAGUACGACUUGAUAUAUCUACUUUGGCUUUGCUUGAGGAUUUUUGGUUUUGCUACGAUUCGCUUUGCGUUUUCAGUAGAAAAUGGUGGGGAAUUAUUUCCAACCGAGCAUGCAUUCCGGCGAAAACUACAAAAUUAAUGAAAAACCAGAAAGAUGAAGAUGCCUAAAUACAACAUAAAUUGAGAUAUGACAACCGUGGGCGGUUGCGAUAACACGACUUGCCUGAUAGUGGUUGCAGCUGCGGUGGGACCGAUUCCAAUCCACAUAAC